AUGUCCCAUCAAGCUUCCCUGACCAACAAUCUGGACUUGAGGUACUGGAUGCGUCACAGCGUCCCGCCGCUGCUCGCUCUCCUAAGAGCGGCAGGGUCAUACUCGGAUGCUGAUCAAGGCAAACAUAUCCAAUUUCUUUGCGAUUAUGUCCUUCCCAACUUUGGACCUCGCCCAACAGAGGCUUCCCCAAGCAGAUCGCGGUUUACCCAGAGUGGUUUCCCUAUGGAUCUCAGCCUGAACCUAAACGCCGGGAAGCCAAAAGUGAGAUAUUGCUGGGAAUUCUUAGGUCCAAAUGGGCCGGAGGAUAAUGAUAUGUACGCUAUAGGCGCUUUACGAAAAUGCCUGGAAUCUCUCGCCACUGAAUUGGGAUUUAGCACUCAAUGGGCUGAUGCUCUAUUGGAUGCCCUGGCUCCAACGCCUGAAGAAGCAACCACAACCCAGCAAAAUAUUCGACAGUGGCAAGCGAGUCUUUUGCCACCUGGUGUAGAGCCAAAGCCUGGAGCCAGGCUCCCCUUUGCAGCUCUAGCCUUUGGCCUAGAUGGCCCCCGGACGGAUACCAAGUUCUACAUUAGUCCCCAAAUCAAGGAGCUUGGGUCUGCCAAAUCUAUGAAUGAGACUAUAUGGAAUGUUGCACGUCAUUUGGAGCCUCCGAUUAGCCAGAACGCUAUUAGGGCUGUUUCGGAAUUCCUUCUCGAGCGUCCCGGCCCACCCUGUAUGGACAUGCUGUGCGUGGACCUCGUCAAAGAACAGAAUUUACACCGUGCCAGAUUCAAGAUAUACGUCCACACAACUAGCAAUUCAUUCAACACGGUGCGACAGUGUAUAAGCCUAGGCGGCCGACGGCAGGACGAAGCAACUCUCAAGGGCCUAGAGGUUUUAAGAACUAUAUGGCACUUAUUGCUCCAAGAGAAGGAAGAGGUUACAGAUGACAACGAGAAACCAGUCAACGACCCUGCAGAGCUAGUUAUGAAGCUCUUCUUCUGCAUAGAGUUUACUCCUGGCGAAGAUCUCCCAGAUGUCAAGUUACACGUUCCCAUCUUUAACUAUUUAAAGAGCGAUAGGGAAACUAUAGAGAAUCUUGAAAAGGUUUUCCUAAAAUGCGGCCAAGAGUGGGCAGUAAAUGGAAAAUAUAGAGAGGCCUUUGAACUUGCUUUAGAGUUCUAA
Molecule: messenger RNA, 1164 nt
Organism: Metarhizium acridum CQMa 102
Lineage: Eukaryota; Fungi; Ascomycota; Sordariomycetes; Hypocreales; Clavicipitaceae
Biological process (GO): alkaloid metabolic process
Molecular function (GO): transferase activity, transferring alkyl or aryl (other than methyl) groups
Source: RefSeq, a predicted model, not a curated record